CAAUCUUUUUCUUUUUCUUUUCUUUCUUUCUUUUUUUUUUUUUUGAUUUCAACUUUUAUUUGAAAACAACUUAAAUUUUAGACAAAUGAUUUUAGUAUAUAAAUUUGAUUUUUUUUAUACAGAAUAUAAAGAUUUCCCUCAUUAAUCUCUCGUGGGAAGGGGAUUACAGGCCCGAAGGAAGACACAUUCUGCACACAAAGUACACCUCCUAUGUGUGGCACUGGUGACAAAGGGUGUCUUCUCCUGAACAUACAUUAGAACCAAGUGGUGACAUCACACAUCAAAGGUCCCCUUCCCCCCUCCCCCCUCCCCCGUCUGUGGUUUGCUCACAUUGACCUUAAGGAAUUUGGGGGGCAGGUAGUCUUCCUUCUGGUUCUGGGGCUUGGCUGUGCGCCUCCUGCUGUCCGCUAAGGACUUGGCCCUUUCACUCCCUCAAUUGUAGGCGUGUGCUUCUCUCUACCUUUGCAGGCGCCACCCCGACAGGCUCCUCCUCAAGAAGCGGGUUCUGCCGGCCGCCUCAGGCCACCAGCGCAGGGCGCGGCCUCAGGCAGCUUGUGCCUACCGCGGCCUGGACUCCUUAUUUUGUUUCUUUACCCUGUGCUCAAGGAACCCUGAGGGCGCAGCUGCAGGUGAGUGAGAUGAAGGGGCGGCCAAUGUGAGCGUCCUGAAAAAGUUGGCUCAGUAUUCAGGUCACAGUAGCAGACUCCAUGGGCCUCGGGGACCUCAGGGACCUCUGCAUGUGCCACUGAGGACCAGAGCCACCAGGUCCUGUAGGGAUUCACAGAAACAAGUAGGAAAAGGUGCCCUAGGAACCUACAAGGCUGGAACUUGAACUCGGAAAGCCCAGAAUUCACAGUCCAGGUGCCUGGGACUUUCGCAAUUCUCUGUGCUGGGUCCUGUGCGGGGAGGUACUGAGGAUUCCUGAUUUUCUCAGCAGCUCUGGUCGCACCCUAGGCCGCCUGGGCUCAGAAAGGACCAUAGCAAUGAGAGCCACCACCAAGUGCAGUCUUUCUCUGAGUCUGGGCCUUUUGCUGCUGAAUUUUCUGGGGACCGCGAUGCUAGACGAUGUACACUCUGUUAGUUGCAACUUGAUCAUCAGGUCUCCUACCAAAGCAGAACCGCUCUGGUAUGAAGAACAGUGUUCAAUGGAUGGAAUUGAUUUCCUUUCUUUUAAUAACGUGAACAAGACCAUGCCAUUGGGUAACCAGGAGAAGAUGGCAAAUGCCACCGAAGUGUGGACAUGUUUGACCCAGUGGAUAGACCGAUGUAAACAGGACUUAAGGGACAAGGUGUCUGAAAUCAAAGGGGACACUACCAAGACCAGUGGUCACCCCACUUUACGGGUCACCAUGCUUUCUAACCACAGCCAUGGACAUAUCAUUGGUGCUUCCUGUGUAUUCAACAUCAGUGAGAAUUAUUCCUUCAUCUUGGACCUAAAGACUAUGAAGUGGAAACUGAUUAAUCCUGUACCAGAGGACAUCAUGAAAGAAUGGAAAGAUGAUAAGACAUUAAUGAAACAUCUGAAUUUGUCCAUAGUAGAGUGCAGUCAGAAAUUCAAUGAAUUCUUAAAUCCGUACGAGGAAAGAACAAGAUCAACAACAAGGGCCCCAGAUAUCACCCAGCCUCCACCUACCAGCCAGGUUCCUUAUAAGGAAGUAUUGAUCCCUGUAGGACUCAUCAUUUCCAUCAUCUUUAUUAUUUUCAUUUGCAUAUGUGUGAAGAGGAUGUGUUGUCCCCAAGGAGGUAGAGAACUUCAGCUGCUCAAGGACUACUGCAUCAACUGCCACAAGCCACAGAGGAAUGAGGGGCUAGAUGAAACAGGAGGAGAGGUUCCCAACCAGAGAACCAAAAUGCUGUCCCAGGAGGAAGAUCCCAAGACAUUGGGAGGCCCCAGGAGGGCAUCGGAUCCUGUGGAACUGGAGUUACAGAUGGUUUUGAGUACUGGGAGCUGAACGCAGAACCUCUCCAAGAACAGCAAGGGAACUUCUGAGCCUUCUCUCAAACCCUCGAAUAUUUUUUUUCCUUAAAAAAGAUUUUUAUUUUGUUUAUGUAUAUGAGUACAGUGUCUCUGUGUUCACACACACCAGAGGUGGGCAUCAGAUCCCAUCACAGAUCGCUCUGAGCCACUAUGUGUUGCUGAGAGUUGAACUCAGGACCUCUGGAGAGUGAGCAGUUCUCUUAAGCGCCCAGCCGUCUCUUCAGAUUAAUAAAUUUCUUAAAAAGAAAA
Rattus norvegicus (Norway rat) is the source of this 2227-nucleotide messenger RNA. RefSeq names its product retinoic acid early transcript delta (gene Raet1d). Gene Ontology annotation, molecular function: natural killer cell lectin-like receptor binding. Gene Ontology annotation, cellular component: plasma membrane. Lineage: Eukaryota; Metazoa; Chordata; Mammalia; Rodentia; Muridae. The record is from RefSeq and is a predicted model, not a curated record.